Messenger RNA from Aspergillus homomorphus CBS 101889, 3067 nucleotides. RefSeq names its product DENN (AEX-3) domain protein. Gene Ontology annotation, cellular component: cytoplasmic vesicle. The record is from RefSeq and is a predicted model, not a curated record. Gene Ontology annotation, biological process: regulation of Rab protein signal transduction. NCBI's taxonomy places the organism in Eukaryota, Fungi, Ascomycota, Eurotiomycetes, Eurotiales, Aspergillaceae. The transcript has 4 exons. Bases 181 to 2925 code for a protein of 914 amino acids.
UCCUUCUUCUAUCAAAAACUCCAUUUCCCUCAUUUUCCCCCAUCAAUUCCCUCGGAACCUGUGGUUCUAGGGAGCUCUCCACACCAUACACCGGGUUUACAAGUCGACACUGUCUAUAUCUUGAAGAACAACACCUUCACCCUUUCGACAUAACAGAAGAAAAACCCUCCGACCGUCAUCAUGGGCCCGUCUCUGAGAGACCCCGCGUCUUACGUCCGUCCGUCUACCCGCGAUCGGCCUUCGACGCGCGACCAAGGAGAAAACUCGCUGGUCGUUCCUAGUCGCACCUCCUCGCUGCAUUCCCGCAUUACCCAACCGAUUCCUUCCCAGAUGAACGCGAAGCCUGUCCAACGAACUCCGAAGACUCUUACUCAUGCUUAUAUGGUCUGCGGUGUUGGCCGCGAGCCGUCCCAAUGGGUUCGCGCUCCGGCCCCUGCCCAAGGCAAGAUUGCCCAUAUGAAAGGAGCUGUCAGCCAGUUCUGGUUACCUGAGAUCCUGGGGAGCAGUCCGCGGCUGGAACAAGAUAACGAGAUUGCUAAAUCCUUGCAUUCGGCCAUGAGGGCUUGUUUUCCUCACGAUGUCGAGAUUUGCACCGGCAAGACUCAGCCACACUGCGUACACCACGCUUUUGUCCUGCAGCAAGAUUCCUCUCACACACUCUACGGUAUCGCUUUGCGGGUCUGGUCCCGCGCCGACGACAAGCGCGCUGAAACCAUCCGGGAGUUGCGGAAGAAGACUGAACAGGAUUUCUACGACAAUCCCGAGGAGACGUACUGGAUCCCCUACUGCUUGAGCUUCCUUUCUCGCUACCCUCUGUACGACCUUCUGGGCGACUAUUUGCGUGGCAUGUGGAUCCACUGGAACAAGGCGACCAACUUGUUUCACGCUGAAGAAGUCUCCCGCAUUUUGAGCUUUCCCGCCCCCCGUUUGAACGACCUAGUCCGCAUCGAUAUGAAGGACUAUGCGCUAUGUUACCAAUUUCCCUCGUCUCCCACGGGCUUCCAGAACUUCUCCAUGUGGCCCUUGUUCAACUGUCUGUCCAUUCCGAACAUUGUCGGAGUCAUUGAAGCUGCUGUGUCGCCCACUCGUCGGAUUAUAUUUGUCAGCCACUAUCCGGCGAUGCUCACAAUGGCCGCUGAAACUAUCCGGUAUUGCGUUCGCAUCUACGAGUGGAGCGGUCUGUACGUCCCUAUGGUUCACGCGCGCCACGUCAAAGACCUGGUUCAGGAACCCGGCCCGUACAUUCUCGGUAUCACCGCCGAGUGCCGGUCCCUGUUCAACGCCCCUUCAGAUGCCUUGGUCAUCGAUCUCGACCGGAACUUUGUUCUUACCUCCAGCCCACCUAGCGUUCUGAGCCCCGGUCAACGCACCAAAUUCAUCAACCGUCUGACUCAAGCCCUGAAUGGUGAUGUCUCGCCUUCCGGUGUCCCUAACCAUCUGCGCUCCGCUUACGCGGGUGGCAAACUCAUCCCCGCUGGCCAGAUCAUUGUCAUGCGGGGAGAGGUGGAAAGUGUCCAGGAUCCAUCCUGGUGGAACCAAGAUGCGAUCAUGAGUGUCAUGGAUCAUGUGUGCGAGAAACUGGGACGCAACACUGGCAUGAAGGCAAUCUUUGGCGGCUCAGUCAAGAAGCCUUUGAUGACCAAGGUCUCCAUGAGACAUCUGAAUGAGAUUGUGCGCGAGAGAAACCAAUACUCACGCGAUGCCAUGGAGGCCUGGCAAGAUUUCAUUAACCUGAAGGGUCGUAUGGACACGGAGUUGACCAAGGUCACCAAGCGCAACAACUUCUUGGUAGAGGAAUUGGAGACUUGGAAGCAGCAGUUCCUCAAGUUCCAGGCCUUUGCCGAACAACUAACCAAGGAGACCUCUGAGCUUAAGGUUAAGAUUGAAAACCACAAGCGCGAAAACCGCCGUCUUACUGGUCUUAUUGAUCAGCAGAAGGAUGACGUGGCUCGUCUUACGUUGCGCCUGUCCGGUACAGAGAAGCAGCGCGAUGAUGCCCUUGAGGCGUUGGUGCUGCAACAGGAAAUUGCUGAGGAAUUGGAACGUGAACGCAAGCGUAACCAAAAUGAGCUCGCAUCCCUGCAACACAGCAAUGCGUCUCUGUCUCGGCAGCGUGACGACGCGCAGCGGGUGGUUUUGCAUCUACGUAGCCUUAUUAACGGCCAAACACACCACAUGGAGCAUAUUGUUCGCUCGAUUAGCAGUUCUGCGGAGUUGUCCGGACUCGCGGAACAAGAGACGGUUGAGGAGACGAAGGAGAUCGAGGUGGAGACACCCAAGGAGCCUGCGAGCUCGCGCUCAUUUGCCACGGAGUCAGCAAAGGCCCCCAGCAGCGAGCCGAACUCAGAUCUGGAGCAGCAUCUCCUGAACAUUGGUAACGGGCACAAUCGUCUUGCACGUUUGAGUAUAACUGAUGUUGCAGAUCGGUACCUGCGUGACAAGACUGAUGCAAUUUCGGAUAUUAUCCGCAGUAUUAGCGAGCAGUGCGCCGCCGCGGUCGAAGGUCUGCAAUUGGCGCAGGACGCAGAGGAUGAUGAUUUCGACGAGCAUGGUCGGGCAACCCCGUCCGGCAACCGCUUGAUGCCUGGGGCCCACGAUGGGCUUCUGACUCCCGCUGGCAGCGAGAUGGGGGAUGGUGACAAUAACUCGUUGCACCCGGACCACCGCCACUCUAGCAUUCCCCCAACGCCGGACUUGGUUCACAAUCGCUCAAGCACUUCGAUGUCUAUGGUCAGUAGCUCGACCUUUCAAGAGAGGUCGAGUCAGCAGUAUGGCGUUAGUGAGAUUCCGACUCGGAUAGUCGAGGACAACGAUGAACGUGCCCAUGAGACGGAAGGCUUCGACGAUCACUCCGAAGCUGGCACUCUUUCGAAACAGGCUAGCGAGGAUCUCAUGCAGUCUAGCACCCCCAGACUGGUUGUCUAAAUACGCUUUGGCUCGGCGACGCGACGCCUGUUUCCAAUGAAUUGUGACACGACAUCUGCUCUUACACCGUCCCGUCUGAUUCAGAGCGAGUUGUAGCCAUGUUUUGGCAUUUUCUUAUUAUUCUUCGUGUCGAAACUUCCGG